ACAUGCCUCAGCAGUGAGAGGCUCCACUCCCGUUGGUUGGCCAGCAUCCCAGGGCAGACGCAAAGACAGAGAGAGAGAGAGAAAGACUGAGAAGGCUGAGAAUAAGAGAAAAAGGAGGAAAAGAAAGACAGCAAGAAGACAAGUAGACUAGAAAGUGGGAAGAGGAAAAGCGCCAAAGAAGUGGAAGUGGAAGUGUCCCUUCAUAGAAAGGAAAAGUAUUUGGAUUUGAAUUUUGGUCAGGGUGGCCCCUUAAAGUUUGUUCUCCCGGUAGUGUAUUUUUAUCCUGAGUGAGCGUGAGAGCUGAGCGGUGUGUGUUUGGACUUGACAGCCAUGGCGGAUCCAGCAGGCUUGCAGAAGGAGCGAGUGGCUCUGACCGAGGUGUCUGACGACGACGAGGAGGUGUCCCUGGUGGCCGCAGCGGUCCAGCCCGCCACCGACAGCGAUGAAGACGACCUUUCAGAAGAAGUGGACCUGGUGCUGGCCACGGGCUCGGGCACCAAGAGUGAGGCGCAGGUAAACGGGGUCAUGGUGCUGACUCUGCUAGACAAGAUCAUCGGGGUGGUUGACCAGAUCCAACAGACCCAGAACGGGCUGGAGGCCAGACAGCAGGACAUGGAGAAGUCCGUUUCUUGCAUCCAGGGAGAGCUGGCCAAGUUGUCCAAGAGCCACACUGGCACGGCCAACACCGUCAACAAGAUGCUGGACAAGGUGCGCAAGGUCAGCGUCAACGUGAAGACGGUCCGCACCAACCUGGAGAAGCAGGCGGGCCAGAUCAAGAAUCUGGAGAGCAACGAGAACGAGCUGCUCAAGAGACGACACUUCAAGGUUCUCAUCUACCAGGAUGAGAAUAAGGCCGCUAAAGCCUCUCUAAAGUUAUCCAAGAUGGCAGAGAAUGUAGCUGAGGGCUGCUCUGUGGAAGGGGGGCUGGAGCAGAUCCCUGAGGAGGGGGGCGAGGCGGCUCUCACUGGCUUCAACUCAGACGAAGAGGUGGAGAUCGAGGAGAUCAUCGAAGAGUCCCGGGCGGAGAAGAUAAAACGCUCCAGCAAGGCACGCGUGGACAACAUCAAGAAGGCCUUCUCCAAAGAGCAGAGGGAGAAGAGAGCGCAGAAGACCAAGGACAACCUAGAAAAGACCAAGCAGAAGACCAGGGAUAACCUGGAGAAGACCAGGCAGAAGACCCACGACAAGCUAGAGAAGACCAAGCAUAGCCUGGAAAAGAAGAUGGGCAAGCUGGGCAACAAGAUGACCCCCAACAUGGAGCGAAAGGAGAAGCUAAAGGGCUCCAAGGAGAUGUUGAAGAAGUCUCUGACCCCCGACCACACCGUCUACGCCCGCUCCAAGACGACCGUGUACCGUGUGCCGCCCUUCACCUUCCACGUGAAGAAGUUCCGUGAUGGAGACGUGGAAGUGGUGCACACAGAGGGCACAGAGAUGGUGGAGGUGGCCGAGAAUGAGGCCCUGCAGGCGGGAGAGGGAGACGUGGAGGUGGAGGAGCUGGUGAGAGUAGUAGACACUCCAGAGAUGGCUGCUGUCCUGGAGUUGGAUGAAGAGGAGGAGGAGCUGGUGAGAGUAGACACCCCAGAGAUGGCAGCUUUCCUGGAGGUGGCUGAGGACCAGGUGGCAGAGCAUCUGAUCAGGCUGGAGAAUAAGCUCCCUGUGGUGAAGACAAGCAUGAAGACAACCAGCAAAUAACUCUGUCUACAGGGCCCAGCGGGAUUGGAAGAAUGAUAUGAUAGAGGGAUGAGGAGACAGAGGAGGAGAGUAAAGAAGAGGAGAGAAACAUACUACAUUUUGAUGACAGUGACACAGCAUGCAUGAUAAGGACGGUCGGGACAAUGUUCACAAUCUAUUAAUCUUUUAAUAAAAAUAAUAAUAACAUAAUAUGCCAUUUAGCAGAUGCUUUUAUCCAAAGCGACUUACAGUCAUAUGUGCCCAAAUACAUCUUGUUUGAGAGAAAAAAAGUAUUACUCAUCAGGAAUUACUUUCAAUGUAGUAUUUGCUGUUCUAGACAAAAAACAAACACAAAAAGCGUUUAACCCAGGCCCGCAUUUUUGUUUCUUCCUUACAUAUUUUCUUGUCUUUUAGUUUGUGAAUGACUCUGGUUGGUCUAGUCUGGGAUAUUGCUCGUUGAUAUAAUUUUGUUAAUUUUUUUGUUUUGAAAUAGAAUAACCACAAUGCUAAUGGAAUGAAUAGUAGUUGCUAUUGUGAUUUGAUGUCCAAUAAUUGCUAACGUAGGAUAUACAGUACAUAACAGUGUAUAUGGAAAUAUCCCCCCUGGGCACAGACGUCAAUUCAACAUCUAUUCCACGUUGGUUCAACGUCAUUUCAUUGAAAUGAUGUGGAAACAAAGUUGAUUCAACCAGUGUGUGCCCAGUGUUGGGGUGUCUUGAGAUUUUCUAAUUUGAUGGUCGCUGGUCAUGUGAUGUGCAGGUCAGAGAAAUUAAGUUUUGACAAAUGAAGAGUAAGAGCACACACUGGAAACACCUAAAGAUGGUUUCAACGUGCAUGGGGAGAGACACAGGGGACCGUCUUUUCCUUGACUGAAGAGUUUACAGAUCGGUUAAACAAAUGCUCACAGCCAUUUUGAGCAGCCAGAUUUCUACUGUAUGAGUGGGCAUACAAGCUCUGUCAACAUGUCAAGGUUUAGAAAGGGCAAGAUAGAUAAGAUAAGGAUAAAGAUUAAGCUAGUUUUCACUUUUCUUAAAGCUUUUAUUUCUGAUCAACAGUGUGGCCCUAAUGGUUAAUUGUUUUCAUUUUGGAGGACUGAGAGGGAGGGUCACGGCAAAUGCAAUAUUAAAAAGAAGAGGAAAAGACUUACUGAUUGGCAUAAAUGGAACUAUUUUUGUGUGUGUGUAACGUUUCAGCCACAAUCUUGAGCCAAUCAGGGAAAAACUAGUGUACCUUUAAAGGAUGUUAUGGGGUGGAUGGAUGCCAGGCGUGUAAAGUAAUCCUUCUCUUUAAUUAUUUCUAAACUUUUUCACGUAAAAAACAGGAUCGCAACAGAUCCUAUUUUUUUGUUUUGAAACGGAGAACGAGAAGGGUGAAGGAUUAGUGACGACUUGAAAGAGAUCUGAAUUUAGUUGCAUAGUAUUACCUUCCUUUUUUUAAAGAAUGUUUCAACAAGUUUCUAAGUUGUACUAUAUUGUGAUAUCUGGAAAAUAGUUAUCUUUCUCUCAGUUUUUAGUUACCAGUGUAACCACCAAACUACCUGGUUGUUACUAGGACUGGUCACUGAUGACAGGAGAAUGACAUUUUGAGCCGUCUUUUAAUCAAAGGUUCCUAGUGCCAUCGUUCUGUAGAAGUUAACUCUUUUCACUGUUUUUACAUGAUAAUGUUCAUUAAAAAAAAAUAAAAAAAACAUUUUUAAUUGUACUGACACACAUUGUACAAAUGUAUGCAUGUAUGCUCACAGUGCUACAAGAAUCAUACAUGUACUGUACAUAUAUGCUGUAAUAAGCACACACAUAACUGUGUUAACCUGCCACAUUACUGUUACUCCAGAGGCUUCUCUCCUGGAAGAGGAGUCUGUCUGAGAUUGACAGAGCCUUGCUUAUUGAAUUUAUCACCAUGGCCACAGCUAACGACAGGAUAUAUCCAGCACUUCACCUGGACUGCAUUGGGUGCUGUAAUUGUGGGGAGAAAAAAGAGAGAAUCUUGUAGGAACCCCUCCAGCACAUGUCAAUGUGCCAGGUGACAGUUAAAUGAAAGUCUAUAGUGACAUACAGAAAUGUAAGUGCUAUCCAAUUUUGUUUGUGCCGGCAGCAAAUUACAAGGGAUUGUGAAUGACAUGGCAAUGUUACAAAGGUGAACAAAAAAAUACAUGUCCGUUCCUGGACCUCA
Messenger RNA from Salvelinus namaycush (lake trout), 3840 nucleotides. RefSeq names its product caveolae-associated protein 1-like. NCBI's taxonomy places the organism in Eukaryota, Metazoa, Chordata, Actinopteri, Salmoniformes, Salmonidae. Gene Ontology annotation, molecular function: rRNA primary transcript binding. The record is from RefSeq and is a predicted model, not a curated record. The coding region runs from base 331 to 1692 and encodes 453 amino acids. Gene Ontology annotation, biological process: termination of RNA polymerase I transcription; transcription initiation at RNA polymerase I promoter. Gene Ontology annotation, cellular component: cytoplasm; caveola. The transcript has 2 exons.